Messenger RNA from Trichosurus vulpecula (common brushtail), 1816 nucleotides. It is a transcript of the gene CXADR, whose product is annotated as CXADR Ig-like cell adhesion molecule. Gene Ontology annotation, molecular function: cell adhesion molecule binding. The coding region runs from base 592 to 1692 and encodes 366 amino acids. The record is from RefSeq and is a predicted model, not a curated record. Lineage: Eukaryota; Metazoa; Chordata; Mammalia; Diprotodontia; Phalangeridae. Gene Ontology annotation, cellular component: bicellular tight junction; basolateral plasma membrane; intercalated disc. The transcript is spliced from 7 exons. Gene Ontology annotation, biological process: homotypic cell-cell adhesion.
AGAAAAAUUUAUCCUAUCUCCAGGGAAUAGCGUCCAGACUUUGCUCUGGGAAUGUAGCUCUCUCAGCAAAAGGGGUGGGGGUCUUGAGUGAGCUACACCUUUUUUAAAAAAUUUAAUUGUGGGUUGGCCAAUUUAAAAUAAAAGACUACUGAGUAUGGGCGGUGGCUAAUGCAGAUGAGGCUCUGUUUUUUCCUGCAAACCCACCCUCGGGGUAUUGGUGCCUUCUCCCCCUCGCUCCCGGCGGGCACGUGUAGCCUUUCACUCCAGGACCAUCAUCAUCAUCCAACCCCAAGAAGGUGGUCUCGGGGCGUCGGCGUGGGGCUCGCGGCGGAAGCGUGAGAAAGGAUCGGACCCCGGUCGGACCUUGAACCCUCGGGCAUAGGCGCGGAGUUAAAGCCUAGGCUCGGAGCGGAAGUGACGCCAGCUUCACCUGCUCGCCCUGGUGCGGGCUGGGAGAGGGAGAGGACAGCGGCACCGAGGUGUUGCUGAGCCAGGCUGGGAGCCGGACCGGCGGGAGAGUGCGGACCGGAGUGAAGACAGUCUGUGUCUGGGGCCGGGGCUGGAGCGCAGAGCCAGGGCAGUCCCCUCGCCAUGAAGCUCCUCUUGUGCGUUGCGCUCCUGUGCUGGACCGCGGACAUGGCCAGAAGUGUGACAAUAACCACUACUGAAGGGAUGUUUGAAAAAGCUAAGGGGGAAAUGGUUCAUUUGCCUUGCAAAUUUACAAUUGCCCCAGAAGACCAAGAACCACUGCACAUUGAAUGGAUUAAAUCACCAACUGAUAACCAAAAGGUUGACCAAGAGAUAAUUUUAUAUUCUGGAGGCAACAUUUAUGAUAAAUACUCUGAAGAUCUAAAAGGGCGGGUUUAUUUUACAAGCAGCGAUCCCAAAUUAGGUGAUGCAUCAAUAAAUAUAACAGAUUUACAAUUAUCAGAUAUGGGCACAUACCAAUGCAAAGUGAAAAAACUUCCUGGUGUUGCAAACAAAAAGAUGCAACUUUCUGUGCUUGUUAAGCCUUCAGGGACAAGAUGCUACAUUGAUGGAUCAUCAGAGAUUGGCAGUGAUUUUAAAAUAAGAUGUGAAUCACAAGAAGGUUCACUUCCUUUAUACUACGAAUGGCAAAGAUUGCCCACCACAGAAAAAUUUCCUGCCAUGUCAUUUUCAGACCUCAACCCAUCUAUUAUUUCUGUACGAAAUGCCACCACAGAGUACUCUGGCACAUACAGCUGUACAGUUAAAAACAGAGUUGGUGUUGAUCAAUGCCUUUUGAGGGUGAAUGUUGUUCCUCCUUCCAAUACUGCUGGUACAAUUGCUGGAGCUGUCAUAGGAACUUUGUGUGCCCUGUUGCUGCUGGGUCUUCUAAUCUUUUGCUGCUGUAAAAAACAUAAGGAGGAAAAAUAUGAAAAAGAAGUUCAUCACGAUAUCAGAGAGGAUGUUCCUCCUCCAAAGAGCCGUACAUCUACAGCCAGAAGCUACAUUGGUAGCAAUCAUUCCUCUCUGGGAUCAAUGUCCCCUUCCAACAUAGAAGGCUACUCCAAAGCUCAGUAUAACCAAGUACCAAGUGAAGACUUUGAAGUGAAGACUCCACAGAGCCCAAGUUUCCAACCCACUAAGGUCGCAGCAUCUAAUCUCAGUAGAAUGGGAGCUAUUCCUGUGAUGAUACCAGCACAAAGCAAAGAUGGGUCAAUAGUAUAGAGAAUCUCAAGCUUUGUUUCUUCAGACUUUUUUCUUCUUUGGAAAUAGGAAAAAGCUGCCAACCUAAAAAUUGCUUUUGAAGACGUAGAAUAAUUUAACCUGAACUAAUAAAAAGAUGAUCUUU